AUGGACGCAGAGUACAACUGUGAGCAUUACAAAACUCAGGUGCCGUCAGCGAUUUUAUGCCCUGUGAGUUUGCACAGCAGCAUGGUGUGGCAACGCGAUAAGUGGGGAACCCGUGGACAGUUAGAGCCCAUUCACAUGAGAGCCCGUACUAUAUCCUGCUUCCUUCACAGGGCCAUGGCUUCAGCUCCCAGGAUGAAGGACCAGAGAACAUCCCAGUGGUUCCCGGCUGCCACCCCUUGCGCCUCUUCCCCACAUCUUUGAUGCAGAAGUAG
Molecule: messenger RNA, 272 nt
Organism: Podarcis lilfordi (Lilford's wall lizard)
Lineage: Eukaryota; Metazoa; Chordata; Lepidosauria; Squamata; Lacertidae
Source: the annotation of a GenBank genome assembly